AUGGAUUAUGUCGGAAGAAUCGGUAGUCUCAUCACAUCGUUGAAUAACUUUUACAACGAAAUAAAUCCUGCAACAUUAUCGGGUGCCAUUGACAUUAUCGUGGUCGAGCAAGAAGAUGGCGAACUUGCGAGCUCUCCCUUUCAUGUGCGGUUUGGCAAGCUGUCUGUUUUGCUGCCUCAGGAAAAGAAGGUGGAAAUCAGUGUCAAUGGGGAUAAAGUGCCUUACCUAAUGAAAGUGGGUGAAGCUGGAGAGGCCUUCUUUGUCUUCGAAACAGACCAUGAAGUUCCCGAAGAAUUUCAGACAUCUCCCAUUUUGCAAGCAUUAGCAGAAAAUAGGUCCGAUGUUGAGGAACCUCCCUUCCUGGACAUUAGCGAGCACAAGGACGAAAAAGAUGCCUCUGAGCAGACCAAAGAUACCUUUGAAGACGACGAUGCCAACAACGACCACGACAAGAAGAUACCAGCUGAAUUGCAGUCGCCCAAGAUGAUCAUUGAGGAGCAGAUGGACAAGGUGGUCACCAAAAUGGACCCGUUCCAGCAUACGAUGGAGGAUACACAUCAGCCUAAGCCCGAGAACAAUUUGUACGCGAUGGACGAUGGGUCAACCUUAUUGGAGCGAGUGACCCCUGAGGCUAUCACCACUACAACUAUAGCGAAAGAGAGAUUCAUUGUGAGACCGGUCGAUGGAGAUAUCAACUCUUUGUGGAUGGAUGUCACUCACACGGCAGAACAAGACUUGAAACUACCGGCAGAAAAUAUCUCGAAAAAGACAAACGAUGGCUCAGGGGAGAAGGAGUCGAUUGUACUAGAUAUCUCUGGUUACAAAACGCAACAAAAGGGCCAGCAGGAAGAGGAAGAGGAAGAGGAAGAGGAGGAGCAGGAGGAGGAGGAGGAAGGUGUAUCAGCACAGCAGCAGCAGGAGGUUCCUACUACAGAAUCACAAAAGACAGCACAUUUAUUGACUGAACAACCUGAUACAAGCACAGAAGCCGAACAUAAUGCAUCUUGGGGCUGGGGCAAAUCCCAUGCUACUAACGAGUCCAAGGAACAGGAGGAAUCCACGACAUUGGUCAAGGAGCUCCAAAAUGAAAAUGAAACAGUGCAGCUGAAAUCUGGCCAAACCUACCGUAUAGAGAUGAGUUUGUGUGGGUUUUCGGCAUUCGGCUACGAUCAAGAUGAAAAUGCCCUGCUCUUCAAUAACCAGCAAGUGAGCUACGAUGCCUUUGUGCACAACCCAAGCAUUCUGAACGAUCCUCGACUUGUGUUUCGUUACAGGAACCAUUAUUUUGCUGCUGUAAGAAACAGCCCAUUGUUUACCUCGUUGCUGAUAUUCAAGAAACCAUUGGAAAAGGAGGACACAUCCAGCAACAAGGUGUCGGAUAAUCGAGAGUCGUAUUCGUAUGGUGUUGGUUGGAGACAGUGGUUGAGUCGCUCAUCGUCCGCAGAUCCAGUACCUACACUUGGAACGCUCGAGAAGGGAGACAUUGGCAGCAGUGAACAUGAUCAGCAAGUGCCAGACGCAAAUAGCCAGCAAAAUGCACCAUUUACAGGCGAGCAAACAACAUUCACAACCACCACCAAGACCACAUCUGUAGGCUGGAGCCCAGAUCACACCCAUGACGAUGGUCCCUUUUUCACCAAACGUAAAAACUAUGCCAAAACGCUUCGUCUCACAUCUGAACAGUUGAGGAAUUUGAACCUCAAAAAAGGUGUCAAUACCAUCAGUUUCUCUGUUAGUUCAGCGUAUCAAGGCACUGCUACAUGCGUCGCCAAAGUGUUCUUUUGGGACUACGAUAUUCAAGUGGUAAUAUCAGACAUUGACGGCACCAUCACCAAGUCAGAUACCAUGGGCCAUCUCAUGACCAUGAUUGGCAAGGACUGGACACAUGCUGGCGUAGCUCAACUGUACACGGACAUUGCCAACAAUGGAUACCACUUUAUGUACCUCACCAGUAGAGCCAUUGGACAAGCAGAUUACACCAGAGACUACCUCAAAAAAGUGCUUCAAGGCAAUUAUCAGCUUCCAGAUGGGCCUGUUAUCAUGUCGCCUGAUCGCUUGUUCACUUCUCUGCAUCGUGAGGUGAUUAUGAGAAAGCCAGAAAUGUUCAAAAUGGCUUGUUUACGUGAUAUUCAGCGAUUAUUUGGCGGACGAGACCCCUUUUACGCUGGUUUUGGUAACCGUAUCACAGAUGCCAUCUCAUAUCGUAGUGUCAACGUGCCGUCCUCGAGGAUUUUCACCAUUGAUGCACAGGGCGAUGUCAAACUGGAGCUUGUGACAGGGUUUAAAUCAUCGUAUGUUCAUCUGAAUGACCUGGUAGAUCAGAUAUUUCCACCCAUUGACAAGACUAUUCAAGAGGAAUACAGCGAUUACAAUUUCUGGAAGCCUCCUAUGCCUGAAAUCAAUAUACCAGAGUUGGAAGAAGAAGGACCUCUACCGACAUCGCCCAAGCCAAAGCCCAUCAAGCCAGAUCCAACAAGUCUCCCCAAAGAAUCAGUGGUUGCAUUUGAACCAGAGCCUAAGCGCGGCAUCUUGCGUAGCUUCACAUCCAGGUCUUCCUCGAGUUCCAUCACCACUAAAAAGGCAGCACUUGUCAAGAAACCAUCCUUACUCCCACAACCAUCACUAGCCAAGACACUGUCAUCGCACAAUAGUGCCCCUGAUCUGACGAUCGAAGCAGCAGCCCACAGCAAAGUGCUAUCUGAUGACGAUGAUGAUGCAGACUCAAUCAAUUUAGCGUCGCCUAGAUCACUGCCAGAUGAUUACAAACCAUCCACCAUCGAGCCCGAUAAUAGCAUAGCACCACCGCAACCUACCACCCGAGCAAGGUCAUCUUCAAGUAUCAUGAGCAAGGUCAUUGGUGGUGUAUUCUCUCGACGAGUAGUAAGUCAUAGUGAUCUGAACCUGAGCAAGAAGCCAUUAGCUGAGGAAAAGCAGAAAGAGAAGGAGAAGCAGCAGCCGCAAGAAGACAAUGAAGAUGAUCUGUAUGCGUCUGAAAUGGAUGAUUUGGAUCUAGACGAGAUUCCCUUUAUAUAA
Molecule: messenger RNA, 3033 nt
Organism: Mucor velutinosus
Lineage: Eukaryota; Fungi; Mucoromycota; Mucoromycetes; Mucorales; Mucoraceae
Exons: 4
Coding region: 1-3033 (1010 amino acids)
Biological process (GO): triglyceride biosynthetic process; fatty acid catabolic process
Cellular component (GO): nucleus
Molecular function (GO): phosphatidate phosphatase activity
Source: RefSeq, a predicted model, not a curated record